Molecule: messenger RNA, 936 nt
Organism: Sphaerodactylus townsendi
Lineage: Eukaryota; Metazoa; Chordata; Lepidosauria; Squamata; Sphaerodactylidae
Gene: EFCAB11
Product: EF-hand calcium binding domain 11
Exons: 6
Coding region: 194-706 (170 amino acids)
Molecular function (GO): calcium ion binding
Source: RefSeq, a predicted model, not a curated record
UUCAUGACAUUUCACACGUUAUUCUGUGACUAGGAUGGGAAGCUGUUUCCCGCCGAAUGCAGCCAAUGGGGUUUUUCGAGCUUCCGACCAAUGAAUGGCGGCGUCGCGGUUGCUAGGGGGAAGUUGAUAUGGGUGGUUUGGUUGCUAUGGGAAGCUUCAUGGUGGCUUCCUGUCUGGGGGCGAUCCGGUGACCAUGUGCGCGGUUGUCGUGCAAGAAGAGGAAAGCGUGGGGCGCCUUCGUGAUGAGUAUCGCAGGAAGCGAUGGGUUAAGGCAUUUGAGGCAUGUGAUGAAGGCAACAAAGGAUACCUAAGCAGAGAGGACUACAAGGUUGCAGUAGUGAUGCUAUUUGGCUAUAAGCCCUCAAAGAUGGAAGCAGAUUCUGUCAUGGCCUCUGUGCAGCAAAACCAGUUAGGUGUAUCUCUUGAUGCAUUUCUCAGUCUUAUGAGGACAAAGAAGACUUCACAGUUGUACCACAGUGAAGCAAGACAUCUCUUCACUGCUUUUGACAUGCAAUGUAAAGGAUUUUUGUCUUUGGACGAUUUCAAAAAAGCCUUCAGAAUUGUUGCACCAAAGUUACCAGAAAGGACCAUAGUUGAAACCUUCAGGGAAGUUGAUCAGGAUUCCGAUGGCCUUAUUAGCUUCAAAGAGUUUGAAUCAGCAAUGAACUAUGGACAAGAUCAUUUGUCGGCACUUCCAUUUACCUAGGGUGCAUUUUCUACAGAAAAUGCAAUAAAACCUACAUACCUAAGAUAUUCUAACAUCUACAAAGCAUUUUGCCUCUAAAAGAUUUUUAAAAAUUAUUUAUGAAGCUAUUUAAAAACUAUAUUUUGAAAUCUUCCUUUUGUGAUACUCCAUCAAAAUAUUGUUUCAUAUGCAUUCAAAUCAAUCUACUUUGAAGAUUUCCUUAUGUGUUUUUGUUUUCCUAAUAAAUAGUU